Anguilla anguilla (European eel) is the source of this 5685-nucleotide messenger RNA. RefSeq names its product TBC1 domain family, member 32 (gene tbc1d32). Bases 345 to 4271 code for a protein of 1308 amino acids. NCBI's taxonomy places the organism in Eukaryota, Metazoa, Chordata, Actinopteri, Anguilliformes, Anguillidae. The record is from RefSeq and is a predicted model, not a curated record. The transcript has 34 exons. Gene Ontology annotation, biological process: non-motile cilium assembly.
UGGACUUGUUGCAAGCAUCUUGCUUGGUCAGCGUCAUAUUCUCCAAAAACGGAGAGUAGCACGCGAACCUGUGUAUUAAUAAAUGCUUAUACAUGUUUCCAGGAUUGCAAAUUUUCAAUGCAGUUAGACUUUUUGACCUUUGUUGACUUCAAAAUGCAUUUAAAUGACUUGUACAACAUUGGAUAGCUAGCUACAGUAGCGUCAGUCAGUAACGUUAGCGAUAACAGCUAACUGGCCGUGCUGAGCAUUUCUCCAGUAGAGAGAUUGGUCUGGAAUCUUGCCGGCUAGCUUAUCGCUAGUUGGCCAGCAAAUGCUGGAGGAGGGAAAGGCUGGCAUUUUUUUCGAUGAGCAGCAUGUCCCAGUUUUCCGCAGAGGACGAGGCAGAACUGCAGGCUCUGCUGAGGAGGUUACUCAGGAGCGUGCAAGAGAGAAUCUCCGGGGCGCCUUCGGUCGAGUGCGCCGAAGAAAUCCUCUUGCACCUCGAGGAGACGGACAAGAACUUUCACAACUAUGAGUUUGUAAAGUACCUGCGGCAGUAUGUGGAGAGCUCACUUGGGGCGGUCAUCGACGAGGAAACGGAGAGCUGCGCUAGGGGCGACAGCCAUGCCAUUGGCUCCGGUCAAGAUACCCUGGUCCACGCUGUCACGCGGAGAACGCGGGAAUCUGGCCAAUACAAAGCAAUGAUGCUAACGCUUAAGAAUACCAUGAUGGUGGUGGUGGAAUCGCUGAUCAAUAAGUUUGAAGAGGAUCAGCUGAAGAAGGAGGAGAUGCAGAGGAGAAGCCAGCGAGAGCAGUCUGGCAGCCAUUACACGGACAACUGCUCCGACAGCGACUCCUCUUUCAACCAGAGCUAUGCAUUCAUCAAACAUGAGCAACUGCAGGUUAUCGCAGAAAAACUUGACCCUAGCCGCCCAAAAGAGGUGCGCUGGGAGGCCCUGCAGUCCCUGUGCUGUGCCCCGCCCUCUGACGUGCUGAGCUGCGAGAGCUGGAGCAGCCUGCGCAGGAACCUGUCCGCAGCCCUGGCAGACCCCGACCCCAGCCUGAGCGACAAGGUCCUGAGAUUUUUUGCGAAAACCUUUUCCUCGUCUCCACUGAAUGUAACAAGAGAAAUUUACACCAGCCUAGCCAAAAGUUUGGAGUCUGACUUCCUCCUCCAGAAAUGGACCUUUCCAGUGGGAUCUGCUGGUGUUGAUGUAAAAACACAGGAAAUGACACGCGUCCUGAAACAGAUGCGAUUACUGAAUGAUUUCCAAAAGGAAGUGACAUCAUUCUGGAUUCGCCACCCAGAAAAAUAUAUGGAGGAGAUCAUUGAGAGCACCCUGUGCCUCCUCUCUGUGCACUCGGAGCACAGUCUGGGGACGCCGGCCUCCCAGAAGCCCCUGGAACCCGUCCACCUGAUCACAAUGCUGGACACCAAAGCCUCGUGGUUCAAAAAGUGGAUGCACGGCUACUACAGCAGAACCGUGGUUCUGAGGCUCCUGGAGAUGAAGUACAAGUCUCUGAUUGCCGCCGCGGUUCAGCAGUGCAUUUAUUACUUCGAGUCCUGCGACCGAGUUCGAGAGGAGGCGUCGGACGUCACGCACUCCGUGGAGCACCAGCUGAUUGGUGGGGCCCAGAGGACGCUGUACACGGCCAAGGAGCUGGAGUACAUGUAUUUCGUCCACUCCCUCUGCCUGCUGGGAAGGCUCCUCAUGUACACCAACGGAAGGAAGCUUUUCCCCAUCAGAGUGAAGAAAAGGAAAGAUCCAGUGACUCUUACAGACUUGAUUGCGAUCCUUAUAAGGACACUGUACCAGCACCCUAAACCGGCACAUUGUGACAUCUCGCACGCAGACUCCCUGUCGCCCACCGGUCUGGUGAUGGAGGUGCUGCGAACGCUGUGUGACCGCACGGAGUGCGCGGUCGAGUGCCUGUACCAGACCUCCGUGAUCGAGACGCUCCUGUGUCCCGUCGUCGCCUUGCUCAAAGGAAAACAGGCUAAAUUGAACUCCCCUGAAACCACGUUGACCCACAUAGCUGACAUCCUGGCAAGAAUCGCCACCACUGAACGGGGACUGUCCCUUUUUCUGUUCGACAGGAACCUAGUUUCCGUUGAGGGACAAAGUAUAUCAGUAGCCCAUGUGAUAGUCCAGUUCACCCAGAAGCUCCUGGCCAAGGAGCUGGCGGUGCUGACGGAGUCUGACACGUCCCCCAGCGUGAGCGGGGCCUUCAUCUUCGUCUGCAGACAGAUGUACAACACCUGCGAGGGGCUGCAGGAGCUCAGGCCUUACGGCCUGCACGAGUGCAUAGCAGAGGCGUGGAGAAAGACGAGCCGCCUGUCGGAGCGGGUUCCCACCCCCGUCCCCGGAGCCACCCCGGGCCCGCUGUCUCAGGAGCGGCAGAACGCGCUGGUCUGGGAGGAGGCGCUGCUGGACAACCUGCUGAACUUCGCCGCCACUCCGAAGGGCCUGCUCCUCCUGCAGCAGACGGGGGCCAUCAACGAGUGCGUCACCUACAUGUUCACCAGGUUCACCAAGAAACUGCAGGUCAGCAGGUGUGAGAAGUUUGGGUACGGGGUGAUGGUCACCCAGGUGGCGGCGACCGCGCCCGGCAUCGCGGCUCUGCGCAGCUCGGGUUUUGUCCAGGCCAUAGUGGUGGAGCUGUGGUCUGCUCUGGAGUGCGGGAGGGAGGACGUGAGGGUGGUCCAUCCCAAAUCCACCCCCAUGGACCCCAUCGACAGGAGCUGCCAGAAGUCCUUCCUGGCCCUGGUCAACCUGCUGUCCUCUUCCCACGCCGUGUGGGAGCUGCUGGGGCGCCAGACGCUGCCCAACAAGGCCCAGUACCCGCUGAGGGAGAUGCCCACCUCCAUCACCGACUUAAUGGACAGGCUGGUUAUAAUCAAUUCGGAUGCGAAGAUCCACUCGCUGUUCAACUACGAGCAGUCCCACACCUUCGGCUUGAGACUCCUGAGUGUGACCUGCUGUAACCUGGACUCUCUGCUCCUGCUGGAGUCGCAGUAUAAGAUCUCUGAGAUAUUGCUCCAAAGCCAGAGGGACAACAUCGCCGACCCUGCUGCUGGCGAGGGUGACUUCAUCAUCGACGGGCUGUCCGUGGAGAGGAACCAUGUCCUGGUGCGCGUCAGCACGGUGGGGGGGCCGUCCGAGCGGAGGCUCCCCCCUCGGGGGCUGCAGAAGGGCACUGACCCGUAUCCUUGGCCAAUGUUCUCAUCAUACCCGCUGCCCAAGCAUUACAUCAUCGAUGCCCCCAGGACACCUCGCGGCAAACAGGAUUCGGAGAUGAGCGCCUUUUUGGCUGGCGCCCCGAGGGACGAGGAGAAGGAGGGAGACUGGAUGAGGAGCUGCAGGAGGCUGUUCUGCAAAGCCAUGACCAGCAAGUCCAACAUCGUCUCAGGCAGCGUGCUAGCUGACUUACUGGAGAAGACGGUCUCCCACCUGGCCGCCUCGCCAACUGACUGCUUCUUUCCACCCGUGGAAUACAAAGCAGCGGAUAGCGGCGACCGGACGCGUAGCCUGUCACCUGUGGAGCAGCUGGGGGUGCAGAUGUCUGUCAGGUACGGGAAAUACCUGCGGCUUCUGAAAGAGGAUGCGGAGCAGGAGUUCUGCCUUCUGAUGAAGCACUGCAAAGAGUUCCUUUCCCAACAGCAAGCCAAGAUCUCAUCGCACCUCUGCAUCCUGCAGGGCGUCUCCCCGGGCCACGACUGGUUCGCCUCCACGGCCUUCCUGCUGAUGUUAGGAGACGGGGAGCGGGCGCUGGCCUUCCUGCUGCGUUUCGCCCGCCUCCUGGCGUCCACCUUCCUGUGGCCCGCCCGCCUGCAUCGCUCGGCGCACCUCCCCAGGGAGAUCGCCCAGUCCGGGAUCCACCCGGUCUACUCGUGCACGGCGCACUACGUGGAGCUCCUGCUGAAGGCCGAGGUGCCGCUCGUCUCCUCCGCCUUCCGGAUGUCCGGCUUCACCCCGUCCCAGAUCUGCCUGCAGUGGCUGGGCCAGUGCUUCUGGAACUACCUGGACUGGCCCGAGAUCUGUCGCUACGUGGCCACCUGCGUCGUCAUGGGACCCGACUACCAGGUGUACGUGUGCAUCGCGCUGCUCAAGCACCUGCAGCCAGACGUCCUGCAGCACGCUCAGACCCAGGACCUCCAGGUCUUCCUCAAGGAAGAGCCUGUCCAGGGCUUCAAAGUGAGUAAUUACCUGGAAUACAUGGAGGGAUUGGAGCAGCGAUACAGAGCAGUCGUCCUCGCAGACAUGAAGAAAAUCACACAGGAAAUCACGUAGCUCAGACAACCAGGUCUCUUAUCUCUUCCUGUUACAAGACAGGCUACGUAUGGCAAUAACAUGGCCUAUUUCUGAGGACAUUGUGUACUGUACGUACUGAAUGCAGUUGAGUAUGUACACACACACACACACACACACACCCAUGCAUGCACGCACACGCUCUCACAUGCGCACACAGACACACACGCACACACAUACACACGCACACAUAUAUGAUUAAUACGCAUCUAUAAAUGUAUGUGUGUAUGUGCAAAACAUCGCCUCUAAUUCACAUUUUGCAAGGGUGAUUUGUUUAAUAACCUGGAAGUAGAGUGUGUUCAGUGUAAUGUACAUAUGUCAUUGUACAUUAUUGAUGUGCAGUAUUUUAUCACGUCAGCCCGUUCUGCGGUGUUUGUAAAUACUGAUAUUUAAACCAUGGUCCGGAGCUCAUUUCCACAUUGGAGAAUAAAUAUUUUUGUGCACAGAUUCGCUAACCUCUGCAUGCUGUGGCAGUGUGUCAGAUUCAUUAAUGGAAUGUAUUGUGCUACCUAUACCUUGUGUGCAAAAGCACCAUUAAUUUUGUAUGCUUCAUAACUCGGAAACACAGACUCAGUUGGAAUGAAAUUAAUUUUGGCUUAUGGAAGUAUUAUGCGAGAACCUUGCUUACAGGCAGUCAUGCACAUCGAGGCAAAAUAUGCAAUAUACAUACACAGAACUGCUUUAAUUACUAUUUUCAUAGCAAUCGUUUCCGUACAAAAGAAAGCUUUUGAGAGUGGAUUGCAUUGACAUAUGCCUAGCGUUUGAACUUGGGCUUGGAGUCCAAGGUUUGCGAUCUCCUCAAAGGCCGAGAAAGAAUAAAACCAAGAAAGGAAAAACACGUCAAAUGAAAACUGUCGGUUGGGAGGGGAGAGGUAGCCGGAACGUUCUGGGAAGGGGAAGGUUUUUAGCGACGCGUUUUUAUGCACGUAGAGAAAAGUUUCGAAAGCCCAGGUAUCGGUGCGAAGGGUCGCCUGGAAAUUUCUCUCCAGAAACGUCAUUUAAAAUCCCGAUCGUCUGCCGUUUGUGUGCGAGUCUCAGGGCCUCAGCCAGGAACCUGUGACUGACGUCCCCAGGAAACCGGAGAGUUCUGGCCUCGUUCUGGCCUCGUUCUGGCCUCGUUUUGGCCUCGUUUCGACAUCAGUCGUCUUCAGCAGGAGCAGCGUCUCAGAAGAGCAGAUCGAGCCUGAAGUCCUGAACUUGGAAAGUGGAAAGUGAGAAAAUAAAGGCUGGCGGAACAGUUGAAAGAAAAUAUCACUCAUAUUUCCUGCAGAGCGUUGCAAAAAUGAUUUCGAACACAGGUAUGCAUAUUCCCCUCUGUUAAAAUCAACACUUGCCAGAGCUUUUUUUCUCCCCAUUGACAGAAAGUAAUAAAAAUGGCAUAAUAUGAGUCACCUGA